Molecule: messenger RNA, 1336 nt
Organism: Lineus longissimus
Lineage: Eukaryota; Metazoa; Nemertea; Pilidiophora; Heteronemertea; Lineidae
Product: nucleoside diphosphate-linked moiety X motif 6-like
Exons: 6
Coding region: 72-1088 (338 amino acids)
Molecular function (GO): ADP-ribose diphosphatase activity; NAD binding; NADH pyrophosphatase activity
Source: RefSeq, a predicted model, not a curated record
CAAAACACUGGACAUGUGCAGAGUAACGAAGUCACAACCUAAAACCAACGCCCACAUUGUCCCUGUACAAAAUGUAUUGUGCUUUUUCUCUGCAGGUCUUCCUCCUCAUCUCCAAGAUGACUCCCCUCAGGCGUUUGCGGACCCUCUUUCGUCUGUAUGAUACUCAUGUUGGCAAUGUAACAUCCGUGCAGCACUUUGCAGGACUACAGAACCGCAUAAUUUCUUCAUCUUCCAAAAAAAGAUUUGCAUUUCUUUCCCGGACAUUUUCAAACUUGUCAUCCAAAGAUGGAAAUCUGGAUGGAGCUGUUGACCGUUUCGGUGGAGUGACAGUUGACCUUGGACAGCUGUCAUCCAGUCUUAAGGCUGAGGAUUUUCAAGAUAUUCUCUCAACAUCUCUUCAGUCGUGGCAAGAUUCUGGUAAAAGAGGCAUCUGGUUGAAAGUCCCCAUCAUGUCCAGUCAUUUCAUCCCAGUGGCAGCUACUGAGGGCUUUACAUUUCAUCACGCCGAUCCUAAUCACUCCAUACUUACCAAGUGGCUUGAUACAUCGUCUCCCAACAAGCUGCCUAAACCAGCUAGUCACCAGGUUGGCUGUGCAGGGUUUGUGUUUCGGGAAGAUACCAAAGAAGUUCUGGUUGUAAAGGAGAAAAAUAGAAGGAUGGUCAUGUGGAAAUUCCCUGGCGGGGUGUCAGAUCUUGGUGAAAAUAUUGGUGAUACAGCAGAGAGAGAAGUCUUCGAAGAAACGGGUGUCAAAGCAGAAUUCCAGUCCGUUCUCGGAUUCCGUCAGCAACACUUACAACCUGGCGCUUUCGGACGUUCAGACUUUUACUUCGUGUGCCGACUGCGGCCAUUGACCUUUGACCUUAUUCCCUGUCGGGAUGAGAUAAGCGCAUGCCGAUGGAUGCCGAUUGCUGAAUUAGACUCGGAUAGGGAAAUCAGCGGAAUAACGCGUCGAAUAACACGUCUAGUCAUGCUUGGAAUGGAACGAGGUUUCGAUAACGUUGAAAUGGAACGUGAUAAGCUUCAAUCCAUACAUAAAGGAUUAGAUUAUCAAAUUUAUCAUCGCCACAUACCCUGCGAGAAAAGAUGAUAAACUGGUAGUGAUACGUACAUAUUUUGUUUUUGAUAGGGGUGUUUUGAUUUGUCUUGUGUGUGGCCGUGUUUCGAUAGUCAUGAGACAUUGGAGAUACAAUAUGGCCUCUUUGCCAUUUUGGAUUUUCAGAUUCCAUUCAGACUUGACUUUUAGAUAGAAAUAUAUAGACUUUUAUUUUGCCUGUGAUUUUAUGUAUUCUGUAUACUCAAUCAAUGUAAGUGUCCUUGCAACUCAGGAAUAAAGUU